Molecule: messenger RNA, 681 nt
Organism: Funneliformis caledonium
Lineage: Eukaryota; Fungi; Glomeromycota; Glomeromycetes; Glomerales; Glomeraceae
Source: the annotation of a GenBank genome assembly
AUGGAACUUCAAGAACAAUUUAAGGAAUUAGAAGAUUAUUGGAAUGAUAUGGAAAUGACCGAAUCCGAAAUCAAAAAUUCAAAUGAUCAAAAUUCACUUUCAAAUGACAAAACAAAAGACGACAAAAGAAAUGGUGACAAAAUUAUUGAUAUAUCAAAAUGGAUGAACAGGUUUACGUUUGACAUAUUUCUGCAAUCAAUUACAAGGAAGAAAUCAUUUUCAAUGGCAGAUUAUUUUAAUCAAAUUACAAAGGAUGAAGAAAAGAGAUUAAAGGGAAUCGAAUGUCAUUUAAAUGAUAGCAAUCAAUUUAUUAAUAAAUUUAAAAAUAGUUUAUGGUUAUUAGAUCAGUUUAAUUUUGUAUUAAUUGGUUUACCCAAGUGGGUUGAAAAAUUUUUUCUAGUUUAUAAGUUAUAUAACAGAAAAUACUUUAAGGAUUAUUGGUGGCUUUAUGAAACGUUAUUAAAAAUUGUACAAACACGUCGAUUCGAAAUUUCAAGUUCACCGAAAGAACCAGAUUUAAAGGUCGAUUUAUUAACCUCAUUAAUUAAUUUUGGAACUUCACAUCCAACCGGCAUGAAAAGUGGAAACGAACGCACGUUAACAGAUGAUGAAAUCGUUUUCAUCAUGAAGAAUAUAAUACAUGGAGGAAUAGACAAGGCAAGGACCUUCCCACCCCCUUAA